This is a messenger RNA of Rosa chinensis, 1032 nucleotides long. RefSeq lists its product as uncharacterized. The record is from RefSeq and is a predicted model, not a curated record. NCBI's taxonomy places the organism in Eukaryota, Viridiplantae, Streptophyta, Magnoliopsida, Rosales, Rosaceae. The transcript has a single exon. Bases 1 to 1032 code for a protein of 343 amino acids.
AUGGCUGAUCCUCUGGUUGCUAGGUGCCUUUACUCUGGCAAAGGUUAUAUGAUUCAUUUGAAUCAAUGCAUGAGCUACUCUGAGUUGUAUGAAGACAUAUUCCGUACAUUCCAGUUUUUCCCAAGUGAUAUUAGUGAGCUUCAGUAUUCAGUUCCAGGUUGUGAAGUUUGUUUUCUUCGUAACGAUCGUGAUUUCCAGAUGCUGUUUUGCUCUGCUAGAAUACAUCGGCUAGAGUGUAUUGAUAUUUCAGUUUUAAAGAUUGGGGGAGGUUGUAGGACAACUUGUUCGAUGGAUAGUGGUUCGGAAGUUAUUGAUGAAGAUGAUUAUUUGGGUGAGGCAUUCAAGACUGAAGUUCACAAGACGUAUUUGUCUGAUGAGUGGAGUUCUUAUAUUCAUCAUGUCGGGGAUAAGUUUCAUGGUGCUGCUGAGCUCCGUGAGAAGCUCAAAAAGUAUGCAAUUGCAGUUGGCUUCGAGUUUGUAUUCCUGAGAAAUGAUUUGGACCGUAUUCAUGCAGUCUGGGCAAAUGUUGGAACCGAAGGUUGUGAUUGGCAUCUUCGUGCUUUUUCAUCAUCUGCCAAUGGUUGCCUUUAUAUAAUAGAGUUGAAUAAUAUUCACACUUGCAAGGGUGUAGUUAGGACUCAAAAGCACAAGCUUUUGGGAUCCAAGGUUGUCAAGACUUGCAUUGCUGCUGAUGUUAGCUAUAAUCUUUCAUUGAAGCCAAGGGAGAUUAUGAGCAAGUUCAAAUCAACAUACGGGUUUGAUAUUUCCUACAAGGUUGCAUUGAAAGCAAAGCAUCGGACCAAGGAAGCGAUUUCUGGUUCCGAUGCAGACACAUUCAGCAAGUUUUCUUGGUAUAAGGAAGCUGUUUUGCAGAGUAACCCCGGCUCUUCUUUUGUGUUGGAAGUUGAACCAUCUACAAAUCAUUUUCAGAGGCUAUUCGUAGCUUACGGAGGUUGUGUAAAAUGCUUCCAAUUCAGUUUGCCUGUGUUGUAUGUUGAUGGAACGUUUGAUAAAAGCAUUUACAAGGGGUAG